Parastagonospora nodorum SN15 is the source of this 1416-nucleotide messenger RNA. RefSeq lists its product as hypothetical. Gene Ontology annotation, biological process: transmembrane transport. The transcript has a single exon. The coding region runs from base 1 to 1416 and encodes 471 amino acids. Gene Ontology annotation, molecular function: transmembrane transporter activity. Lineage: Eukaryota; Fungi; Ascomycota; Dothideomycetes; Pleosporales; Phaeosphaeriaceae. Gene Ontology annotation, cellular component: membrane. The record is from RefSeq and is a predicted model, not a curated record.
AUGACCUGCGACGCAUACUACGAGACGCACACCUCCGACCCGCACGCCAUCGACCGCUGCGCCAAGCGCGAAAUCGAGGCCGGGGCAUCACGUGCAUUUGCGCUACUAGCCGCUUCAACGACCAUCUUCGGUCUCGCGAAUCUGCUCGUUGCGGGCUGGACGAUCAAGAGACUGGGAGUCAAGCGGGCGCUGAUCAUCCAGGUCUUUUGGCCGGCGGUGCGCCUGCUGAUUCAAACUAUUGGAGUCACGCAUGGGGGCUCCGUGGGCAUUGCGAUUGUGCAGGCGUCGCAGGUUAUUACGAUUAUUGGCGGGCCGAAUGGGUAUGUUUUGUGUUUGAACUCUUUUGUGGCGGACGUCGUUGGGCAUGAGGCGAGGACGGGAGCGCUGGGAAGACUUCAGGGGUGCAUGUAUAUUGGAGCGGCCACCGGGUUUUUGAUCGGAGGCGUUGUGGGCGAUGUCUUUGGGAUACUUGCGCCGUUUCAUAUGACUUUGGCGCUGUUCCUGUCGUGCUGUGUUUACAUCGCUUUGACGUUGCCGGCUACAAGUGUUCCUGAGGCGAAGGAUGAUUCGACAACUCAACGCCAGGUUGGUAUCAUGCGCUUCUUUGGUCCACUGCGCAUUUUCACGCCACAGAAGUGGAUUCUUCCAGAUGGUCGUACCGUCACGCAAUUCGGAGCGUUGACACUUGGUAUUGGUGUCUUUCUCGGAAUUUUAGCCACUGGAUAUAUUGCUGUUUUGCUUCAACAGUUCGCCACCUCUGAGUUCCAAUUCGGUACCAAAGACAACGGAUAUCUCAUCUUCAUGUACUCGUCGCUCCGGGGCGCAUUCCUCUCACUCGUAUUCCCACGGAUUAUCGCCCGAGGACGCAAGUGGCUCCAACCACACGACACCACGAAGCAAGACAGACCGCGAGAAGAAGAGCCUCUAAUUCAAGACCAUCCCAUCUCGGCAAACGAGAUCGAGACAUCCGACCCACUCGAAAACGAGGAACCGCCUAACCCUCCACCAAGCAACGAACAAGAAACAUUCGAAUUCGACCUCUUCUACGCCCGCUUCAGCGUCUUCGCCGACGCGCUCCUCACCGGCGCAGCCAUGUUCGUCACCCGAGGCUGGCAAAUGUACAUCGUCGCGCUCGUCCUGCCAUUUGCCGCAGGUACCGGCGCAGCUUCCAAAGGCACGAUCCUACAAAUGCUUCCCAGCAGCGACCGCGUCGAUGCGCUAAGCGGCAUCACACUCGUAGAAAACAUCGCGCGGCUAUCGACCGUCGCAGUCUUCGGGCUGAUCUACUCCAUACUCGCAGAAGCUGGGCAAACACGCAUGGUUUUCAUAUGCAACGCCGCCGUCGCGAUGCUGGCAUUUGUUGUUCUUUGCUUUUCGCGCUUUCCGCCUCGAGGGAGUCGUAGGGUCGAGCUUUGA